Micromonas commoda is the source of this 792-nucleotide messenger RNA. RefSeq lists its product with no specific name. The record is from RefSeq and is a predicted model, not a curated record. Bases 1 to 792 code for a protein of 263 amino acids. The transcript has a single exon. Lineage: Eukaryota; Viridiplantae; Chlorophyta; Mamiellophyceae; Mamiellales; Mamiellaceae.
AUGGCCGAAAAUGGUGCCGUCGCCGAACCGGUCGAGGAGCAGCAGAUUGACCGCAUCGACGAGGUGAUGCAGCGACCUUCCCUGCUGGACGUUGUGCAGGAGAGGGUUGUUACCGUCAAGGGAGACGCGGCGUGCAAGAUCCCCGGCGUAAUACCCGCGCGGAUCGUGAUGCUGUGCGAGAACCGCGAGAAGGUGACAGGCAGGGAUGAGGCGCAGGCAUUUUGGACGGAGAUCCUCACCGCGGCGGGGUCCGGGGAUGCGGACGCGAGGUGCGCGGUGCUGGCGUACCCUGAGGCGACGGUCGUCGCGGUGGAAGGGACCACGUCGACGGUGGGUGAAGUCGCGAAGGAGCUCGAGAGCGCGCACGAGAGAGUCGCAGCGGACAAGGGACAGUACACCAGCAUCAGGGUGGUCAGCACCACAGAAGACAUGGCCAAGUUCGUGCUGCCGGGCCCCGGAGUGUACGCGUCCUUCGUCAACUCGCCGACGGCUGAGGCGUACGAGGAGUUGGAGCCGGAGAGGGUGUUUAAGGCGACGAGCGCCGUGAACGUCGCCGUGCUUGGUCUGGGCAUGAAGCUCAGGGGGAUGAGCUCGGGGGAGAGGGAGCUCGCUCUCAAGGACAUAUCUGCGGUGGCGCCUGAGUUGCCCACGCUCAAGCAGCUCAUGGGUCUGUUGAAACAGCCGGAGGGUGCACCGACGCUCACCGAGUUCCUCGAGGUGUACGACUCGCCCUUGGACGUGGAUCUGGACGGAGAGAACGUGUGGCCGAUGCCCUCGACGCUCAAUUUUUAG